UUUUAAGAUAAUAAAAUAAGUUAGUGUAUCAUUUAUUAGCGCAUGUGUACAAUAUUGUUUCAUGCUAGGUAAGAGUGUGUCCGUCAGAGGAUCGAUUUUGAUGGCGUUUGUUGUUGUUGCCACUGUUUUCUUAAAUGAAAAGUGACGUGGCGGGAGCAGGCCAGGCAUGAGUGGAGCACACCUGGACGAAUGGCAGAGAAGGUCCUUUGACAUUUCAUCUGGCAACUGUACACCUGAACAGACGGCGGAUGCCUACCGGGCCCACAUCCUCUCCAUUCAGUAUGCAUGGGCAAACUCCCAGCUCUCUCAGGCCGGCAUGGACAGCCUGUUCAGGACCUACUCGGAGCGCUACGCCGCUGUGCUGGACUCUGAUGACCCCCACACAGGACUCAACAACUAUGCAGAGACUGCACUUCAUUUGGCCCGUAGUCAGAAGAACUACAGCGACAAAUGGGAGUCGUCCCUCACUAUGGAGAGUGUGAUGGAGUUGCCUUGCGUGCAGGAGAUGAUUCAGGCUGGGACGAAGGGGGAAGAGUCCCUGGUGGCACCAGCAGAUGUUAACGUAUCUGUGGGACAGGAGGCCGCUACUGCCCUCUCCACUACUGUUGCUGCUUUGAGGUCAGAGGGUCCACUUUUCAAACCUGUAGGACCAGCACAGUCUAAACCAGAGGCCUGCAACGCUUCUAGUAGUCCAACCAAUAAUGUUCUUGCUAGAGCUUCUGAGAGCACGUCUGUUAGUCCCAGCAUGUUCCCCCGUCCUCCAUCUAAAGCUCAGUCUUUGUUUAGCAAUCCCUCCACAGCUCCACAACACAACAACCAGCCCUCCUUCCUCACCACAUCUAACCCUUCUAAACGAAAAAACUUUUACAACACAGAGGGAGAAAGCAGUGUCAGAGGUCAAACUAGUCCCGAUUCCGGACCCGUGUCGAACUUCAAGUCGGCCCGUGAACAGUUCAUUGUUGACCAACAGAAGAAGCAUUCCCAGUGGCAGCAGAGAGCUCCGCCUCCGGGGAUGGCCGCCACUGUGAAGAAGUCUCUGGGUGCCAACAGGCCCCGUGGAGCGUUUUCAAAGUUUGUCUCGCCUAUGCCGCGACAGGAGGAGGAAGGGGGCGGCACGAGGCAGAGUUCCAGUGAGGAACCUCAGAUACUUGAUGAGCGGUUGAAAAACUUUGAGCCCAAGAUUGUGGAGCUGAUCAUGAGCGAGAUAAUGGACCACGGGCCUCCUGUGGUCUGGGAUGAUAUUGCUGGCCUGGAGUUUGCGAAGACCACCAUUAAGGAGAUUGUUGUGUGGCCCAUGUUGCGCCCGGAUAUCUUCACCGGCCUUCGGGGGCCACCUAAAGGCAUCCUGCUGUUUGGACCGCCAGGCACUGGGAAAACUCUGAUCGGGAAAUGUAUAGCUUGUCAGUCAGGUGCCACCUUUUUCAGCAUUAGUGCAUCCUCGCUCACUUCUAAAUGGGUGGGGGAGGGGGAGAAGAUGGUACGGGCGCUGUUCGCCAUCGCCCGCUGCCACCAACCCGCUGUGAUCUUCAUCGAUGAAAUCGACUCUCUGUUGUCCCAGCGGACUGAUGGCGAGCACGAUUCCUCACGCAGGAUCAAGACAGAGUUCCUUGUGCAGCUGGACGGAGCUGCCACCGCCGCGGACGACCGCAUCCUGGUGGUGGGGGCCACCAACAGACCUCAGGAGAUCGACGAAGCCGCCCGUCGACGGCUGGCCAAAAGGUUGUACAUCCCUCUCCCGGCUGGAGCCGCUCGGCAGCAGAUAGUCUCCAACCUCAUGUCCAGAGAGAAGAACCAGCUGAGAGAUGAGGAGCUUGUGAGUAUAGUGACAGCCACUGAGGGCUUCUCUGGAGCGGAUAUGACUCAGCUGUGUCGGGAGGCGGCUCUGGGUCCCAUCCGCAGCAUCCAGCUGAGCGACAUCGCCACCAUCACGGCAGAUCAGGUGCGACCGAUCCUCUACAGAGACUUCCAGGAGGCUCUGAAGACGGUUCGGCCCAGCGUGUCGUCUAAAGAUCUGGAGCUGUAUGAAGAGUGGAACAAGACUUUUGGGUGUGGACGAUGAAAUGUUCAGGUUUACGUUGUUGG
Molecule: messenger RNA, 2082 nt
Organism: Synchiropus splendidus (mandarinfish)
Lineage: Eukaryota; Metazoa; Chordata; Actinopteri; Syngnathiformes; Callionymidae
Gene: fignl1
Product: fidgetin-like 1
Exons: 2
Coding region: 167-2059 (630 amino acids)
Molecular function (GO): ATP hydrolysis activity; microtubule severing ATPase activity; ATP binding
Source: RefSeq, a predicted model, not a curated record